Molecule: messenger RNA, 3379 nt
Organism: Athalia rosae (coleseed sawfly)
Lineage: Eukaryota; Metazoa; Arthropoda; Insecta; Hymenoptera; Athaliidae
Product: neuropeptides capa receptor-like
Exons: 6
Coding region: 744-2168 (474 amino acids)
Biological process (GO): neuropeptide signaling pathway
Cellular component (GO): plasma membrane
Molecular function (GO): neuromedin U receptor activity
Source: RefSeq, a predicted model, not a curated record
CCACUUGCUCGUUGUCCGUUGAGAGUGUAGUUCGGCGACGUUAUAUACCGCCAAAAAGUUCAGUCAAUUUCCAACUAUAGGUGUACCUGGAAGGAGGGAAAUGUUUUUCGGAGAUGAAUCAUUUCUACAAGAACGUAUUUCCGAAUUAUGGUACUUCAUAGGAGUCUGAACCGUCGUAGAUUCAGUGUGCUAAUAAUUGUAAGACUCUUUACCCCCACGACAAUCUGGUGCUAAUCAGUUUCAGUUUUCAAUGCCGAAUGAUUCGAAUCGCCGGUGUCUUCCAACGCAAAGAGAGGGCAACGUGGUUCCGACGAAAAAAAUAUGUUCGACGCUCGAGUGGAAUUAUUUAAUUAAAAAUUCAGAUCCGAUCGUCUGCACAAAUAUGAAUAACUAGAUAUUCGAAACUUGAAUAAAAAAGUAAAACAAAUAUCAGACUGUGAAAGUUUGAACAAAUGUCAAGGAUUUUUUGAUGGAUACGUUAUCUUUGAGCUUGGGAAAAGCGAGAAAGAAGAAAUAUAGAUCAUGAAAGCGGAAUUUUCUACAUUGUGUAUCACAGUGGAGUGUAGCCGUUUAAUUUUUCACACAAAGUUCAAAGGAUAUUUAGAAAAAGUCGCGCACGGUUUCUCGUCGAUCGGUAUCGAGAAGUUGACAUGCACGAUGGAAUAACGAAGUGAAAAGUCAAGUUUGUACCGGUAAAAGUUUUAGUCGGAAGAAAAUCUUUGUGGGACAAUAGCUGUUACGAUAUGGCAGACGUAAAUCUCCUUCCAGCACCCGAGGGAAAUUUUUCACUGGAAAAUAUUACCGAAUCUGAUUACCUCGCGGCUAUGCUUGGCCCUAAGCACCUACCGAGGCGGGUCGUAAUUCCCGUGACUGUUGUGUACCUGACAAUAUUCGUUACCGGAGUAUUCGGAAACGGUGCUACGUGUUGGGUCAUCGUAAGAAAUCCGGUAAUGCAGACUGCCACGAAUUAUUAUCUCUUCAGUCUCGCCGUUUCCGAUCUCACACUCCUCUUGCUCGGUUUGCCGAACGAGCUGAGUGUCUUCUGGCAGCAGUACCCCUGGGCAUUUGGAUUGUACUUGUGCAAAUUGCGAGCUUUUGUUUCGGAGAUGUCGUCUUACGUUUCGGUUCUGACGAUCGUCGCCUUCUCGAUGGAGAGGUACUUGGCGAUUUGUCAUCCCUUGCAUCUUUACGCUAUGAGUGGAUUAAAAAGGCCAAGUCGUUUCAUCCUCGCCGCAUGGGUGGUUGCUCUCGUCUGCGCUCUACCCUUUGCCAUUUACACCACAGUUUACUACGUUGAAUUUCCCAUAGGGUCCGGACUUCAUGUAGAAGAUUCAGCGAUCUGUGCCAUGCUUCAGCACAGCAUGCCGCCCUUUCCACUCUACGAAUUGAGCUGCGUUAUCUUUUUUUUUAUCCCCAUGCUUUUUAUUUUGAUUUUAUACGUGAGGAUGGGUCUCAAAAUACGGAGCAAAUCGAUCGGUCGCAGCAUAGAAGGCUCAGUUCACGGGGAAACCAGACAAGCUCAAUCCAAAAAGGCAAUCAUCAGGAUGCUGAGUGCGGUCGUCGUGAUGUUCUUCAUUUGUUGGGCGCCAUUUCACGCGCAACGUUUGCUCUACGUGCACGCUAGAAAUUCCGCCUAUUACGCGGAAAUUAACGAGUGGCUUUACGCAUUGGGAGGAUGUCUCUACUACUUCAGCACGACGGUAAAUCCGAUCCUUUACAACGUGAUGAGCGCCAAAUAUCGAGGCGCUUUCAAGGAGACGCUCUGCUGUUCACCGGCAAGUCCCGCGUUCACGAGGGACGAUAUCAGCAGCAUGAGGGAGACCGCGGUCUGCGGAUGCGAUGGAACAAUCACCACAUCCCAACUAGUCAGGAUUCGCAGUCUUCAUUACAGCCGAACCGUCAGAUGCACUCUGGACCACUCGGAAGAAGUGUUGAACCCUCCCGGCAGGACGAGGACGAAUCAAGAAGGUAAUGGCCGAGUUCAACUGCGAAAUAUUCGUCAGAAUAACAAUUUCGAAAAUCAGGGUAGCCAAGACCAACUCGAAAGUUCGAACACCGAGGCGUUACUCGACCCAAAAAAGACUUCGAUGAUCAUCCAAGCGAGCAACGGAAAGCCAAAGUGCCACACUACCUCGACGCACGUAUCCCUGGACGAAACGCGUAUCUGAUCUCGCGCAACUUCCUCGAGUUUAUCGCGAUGAGCGAAUGUCUGGGAACUGAUAUGUUUAAUUCUCAUGGUACGCAAAGUGCGAAGAGUGAAGUUUACUCCCCUUGCGGCAAUUUCCAAUUAUCGUCAACGAUUACCGGGACAACCGUGCCUCGGUUCGGCACGUACCGACGUUAACGCUCCCCUAGGACAAAAGCUAAGGGGAGGCGAGGGCUGCGGCGUAUCCGAAAACAUCGAAGCGGUUUUCCCUACCGCGGAAGAGUUUUCAAUCCCAUCGUCGAGUUAUAGGCCUCGCAUGACAAUUUCGAGUACAGGGUUCUCUACUACUAUUUUAAAGUCAUACUAUAUUGUACAUUCAUCACGAUAAUUUAUGUUCAUAGCUUGAUACGUCGCCGAGCCACAUUUCGGUCACGUUUAUGAUGCGAGUCUUUAAUUGCAAUUACGUUGUGUGUAUAUAAUUUAUAUUUGAUGAGGUCUCCGACCAAUUGAGCUUACCGACUAAUCGCCACUUCCCAAAAUGUUCUCGCCCCACGUUCAUUCUAAUUCAAUGUCGCGUGCAUCGGGUCGCGCGACGUAAUUAUCCAAAAAUUAUUCGACAUGCGAUUUCGUGAAUCGGGACAUUCCGAAAUCACCGUUACCUUUUUUGUAGGGUAGAAAUAAUCCCGCGGAAGUAAGGGAGGUUGAUUGUUUUCCAACCGGGUUGUUUGCAGGAUCGUGAGCAACCUUAUAUCAGAUACGCUGCACACAACAGUUUGUAAUCACUUCCUCGGUAUACACAUACCAAUUGCGAGUCACUCGCAUUAACGAUUUUUGCAUUUACGUAAGUUAUAAGUCGUGAAUCCAUUAGGGAAUUGAAGUUUUACACGCGAGUCUCUCAACUUAUUUUUCAUCUCUUCGUUUCAAUCGUCGACUGACGUUUAUUGAGUCCGUGAUAUUACUGAUAUUUUAUUCAUACGCCGCAAGCUCACUCCACAUCUUUCAACUUUCCAGACGUUUAAAAUCAUCAGAAUGACGUUAUUCUAAAAAUCGAUACAGCAUGCGAAUGAAUGAGUAAUUUAGUUUUCAUAAGUCGUAGGCAAAUAGCGUUAAUUCGAGCAGGAAUGCUUACGUUCUGUCGCAACGUCCUCAGACGGAAUUGCGCAUACCAGGUGAGAGAACUGCAGCGAAUGUAGAAAUGCAGUUCCGCAAAAUUAUCCACACCUUUUUUUUUGU